Molecule: messenger RNA, 1530 nt
Organism: Metschnikowia bicuspidata var. bicuspidata NRRL YB-4993
Lineage: Eukaryota; Fungi; Ascomycota; Pichiomycetes; Serinales; Metschnikowiaceae
Gene: VMA2
Product: H(+)-transporting V1 sector ATPase subunit B
Exons: 1
Coding region: 1-1530 (509 amino acids)
Biological process (GO): proton transmembrane transport; ATP metabolic process
Cellular component (GO): proton-transporting V-type ATPase, V1 domain
Molecular function (GO): ATP binding; proton-transporting ATPase activity, rotational mechanism
Source: RefSeq, a predicted model, not a curated record
AUGUUGUCUGACAAAGAAUUGUUCGAUUUAAACAAAAAGGCCGUUUCGGAGGGCUUCAAAAUCAAGCCCAGAAUCAACUACAAUACCGUAGGCGGCGUCAACGGCCCUUUGGUGAUUUUGGACAAUGUUAAGUUUCCUCGUUUCAACGAGAUUGUUAACUUGACUUUGCCUGAUGGCACAGUGCGUGCAGGCCAGGUCUUGGAAGUUCGUGGUCUGAAGGCAAUUGUGCAAGUUUUCGAGGGAACCUCGGGCAUUGAUAUCAAAAAAACAAGAGUCGAGUUCACGGGAGAAAACUUGAAGAUCUCCGUGUCCGAGGAUAUGUUGGGCCGUGUGUUUGAUGGCUCCGGUCGUCCUAUUGACAAGGGCCCCAAAAUUUUCGCCGAGGACUACUUGGAUAUUAACGGAUCCCCAAUCAACCCCUACGCUCGUAUCUACCCAGAGGAAAUGAUCUCCACGGGUGUUUCUGCCAUCGACACAAUGAACUCGAUUGCAAGAGGCCAAAAAAUCCCCAUUUUUUCGGCGUCCGGCUUGCCGCACAACGAAAUCGCCGCCCAAAUUUGUAGACAGGCAGGCUUGGUGAGACCCACUAAGGAUGUUCACGAUGGACACGAGGACAACUUCUCGAUUGUCUUUGCUGCCAUGGGUGUCAACUUGGAAACCUCGAGAUUCUUCAAACAAGACUUUGAGGAAAACGGCUCCUUGGACAGAACGUCGUUGUUCUUGAACUUGGCCAACGACCCCACCAUUGAGAGAAUCAUCACGCCUAGAUUGGCCUUGACCACCGCCGAGUACUUGGCUUACCAGACAGAGAGACACGUCUUGACUAUUUUGACUGAUAUGUCCUCGUACGCCGAUGCAUUGAGAGAGGUUUCUGCCGCCAGAGAGGAGGUUCCGGGCAGAAGAGGCUACCCAGGUUAUAUGUACACUGACUUGUCUACCAUCUACGAGAGAGCCGGUAGAGUUGAAGGUAGAAACGGAUCCAUUACGCAGAUUCCAAUUUUGACUAUGCCUAACGAUGAUAUUACACACCCAAUUCCCGAUUUGACCGGCUACAUUACCGAGGGCCAAAUCUUUGUGGACCGUCAAUUGGACAACAGAGGUAUCUACCCACCAAUCAAUGUAUUGCCUUCUUUGUCUCGUUUGAUGAAGUCUGCUAUUGGUGAGGGCAUGACCAGAAAAGAUCACGGUGAUGUUUCUAACCAGUUGUAUGCAAAGUACGCUAUUGGAAGAGACGCCGCCGCCAUGAAAUCUGUCGUCGGUGAGGAGGCUUUGUCCACUGAGGACAAGUUGGCCUUGGAGUUCUUGGAGAAGUUCGAGAAGAACUUCAUUGCCCAGGGUGCUUACGAGGACAGAUCCAUCUUUGACUCCUUGGAUCUUGCCUGGUCUUUGUUGAGAAUCUUCCCCAAAGAGAUGUUGAACAGAAUCAGUCCUAAAAUCUUGGAUGAGUUCUACGACAGAUCCAGUGAACAGGAUGAAGACGACGAGGAUGACGAGAACCCAGACCAAUCGCACGAUUUAAUCGAUGCCUAG